Messenger RNA from Nymphaea colorata (pocket water lily), 1140 nucleotides. RefSeq lists its product as uncharacterized. NCBI's taxonomy places the organism in Eukaryota, Viridiplantae, Streptophyta, Magnoliopsida, Nymphaeales, Nymphaeaceae. The record is from RefSeq and is a predicted model, not a curated record. Gene Ontology annotation, molecular function: dynein heavy chain binding. Gene Ontology annotation, cellular component: axoneme.
AUGACGAAGGAAGAAGUUGGCGGCCUUUACGUCCCUGUGGAGGAUGUUGGUGCGGUGCAGUCCGCUCAAUCCGUUGGCCAUCUCCCGCGCAUAGCUGCAAAACUCCUCCUCGGUGAAGGGCCGCUUGGCCUUCCUCCUCUGCAUCAUCAACUGCAGGAAAUCGCCGCCCUCCGCGAAUUCAGUGACAGGCAGAGAUAUAGGUGGCAAUUGGAUGACUCCAGUACCGUGGCGGACAGCCUUGAUCCAAUAAUACAUGAAAUCUCCCAUGAUGAAGAGGUGGAUUAUCUGCGAUGCCAUGAACCAGUAUCCCACGUACUCCGACAGCAAACUCAUCGCCUUCUCCGUGUUCAGCUCAGCGUAGGUGAAGAUCCAGAAUAUUAUGAAAAGAAUGCGGGAAAUGCCCUGAGCAGCCACGAAGUGAGACUCCGGCAAGAAACAGGCCAAGGUAUCCCUCCCACCACGCAGGACAUCAAGAUCAAUCCUCAAAACCUCACCAAUACCUAUACCGAAGACAUCCUCAACUCCAUCCUGCCGCCCAGAGAGUACACCACCGAAAAACAGCAACUCUGGUAACUCACCUCCCAUGCAAUCCAGUCAGUAUCCGCCACCCCAGCCACCAAGCAGGAUGUGCUUGACCUGCAGGAGAAGCUGGACAAGCGUCUACAGCAGAGGCAGGCCCGCGAGACAGGCAUCUGCCCCAUCAGGGAGGAACUCUACAGUCAAUGCUUCGACGAACUCAUCAGACAAAUCACUAUUAAUUGCGCAGAACGCGGCCUCCUGCUCGUCCGAGUCCGUGAUUAGAUCCGUCAGUACCCCCUAUCUACGCAGACCAUCCAAUCCUACCAAACCCUCUACGAAUCUUCGAUAGCUUUCGGCAUGAGGCGAGCUCUGCAGGCCGAGCAGAAGAAGAAGGACAUGGAGAACAAGAUCAGUACUCUGAGGCAGACGAAGGAACUGGAGGAGCAGGUCCACGACUUGGAGCAGAAGAUUGCCGAUAUGGAGCUGAAGGAUAAGGAGCAGCAGGAGACCGACAGGCAGGCCCACAAGAACAAUGUGGAGGCACAGAAACGCACCAACCAAAUUUUGAAGGAGGAAUUGGAAAAAUUGCUACAGGGACCACAGGCAGCCGGCAAGAAAUGA